AUGUCUAACAAAAACGAAAACUCUGCCUCCGGCAUUUCUGCCCAAGGCGACAACCUUGAGCUGAACCAGCAGUUCAAGAAACUGUCCAUCAACCCUCACGAUGCCAAGUUUGAGCAGACUGCGCAAGACCCCGACACUGUGGAUGUCAUGCCCAAGGAGGCAAAGCCAGACAAAGGUAAGGAGAUCGCGAAGGCAGGACCUUCCGAUGCUCAGGUAAGUACCCCCAACAUCCCAGAGCCCCAAUCCCGCCCUGGCUAUUCUUGCCAAGUCAUCGAUUACAAUCCCAGCAUGGGAUGGCAGCCCGACGCCGACAUGUUCGACCCCCUCCCAGAGAACUACUACGAGCAAGCCACCCGUCCUCUUCCACAAGUUCCUGAGGAUUCGAUCGGUCAAAAUCUUGCUAGUGCUCUGGAAAAUCUGAACCUUCACCGAAUCAGCCAAGAGGAACGCGUCUACAUCGCCCAGCUUUUCAUGAAGAAGCCAUAUGCGGAUAUCAAAUUUGAGCUUGAGAAGGUGGGUAUUGUCUAUGAUGAUCUUACUUCGGAGGACCUGUGUGAGAUUAUUACGAUUAUGACUGAAGCGGAUUAG
Messenger RNA from Fusarium coffeatum, 588 nucleotides. RefSeq lists its product as uncharacterized. NCBI's taxonomy places the organism in Eukaryota, Fungi, Ascomycota, Sordariomycetes, Hypocreales, Nectriaceae. The transcript has a single exon. The coding region runs from base 1 to 588 and encodes 195 amino acids. The record is from RefSeq and is a predicted model, not a curated record.